Hippoglossus stenolepis (Pacific halibut) is the source of this 7679-nucleotide messenger RNA. It is a transcript of the gene ptprb, whose product is annotated as protein tyrosine phosphatase receptor type b. Gene Ontology annotation, biological process: protein dephosphorylation. The record is from RefSeq and is a predicted model, not a curated record. The transcript is spliced from 40 exons. The coding region runs from base 420 to 6410 and encodes 1996 amino acids. Lineage: Eukaryota; Metazoa; Chordata; Actinopteri; Pleuronectiformes; Pleuronectidae. Gene Ontology annotation, molecular function: protein tyrosine phosphatase activity; protein binding.
AAGUCCGUUAGUGACUCCCAGCCUCGACACUAUGGAGUCUGACCGACAGUAAGACAGACUCGCAGACAGACGGGCAGGAAGAGGGACAUUAGACAGGCAGCGAAAAGACAGGAAAGACUGAGUUUGUAGCCUGAGAAGGUUCGAGCCGAGGAUGGAGAAGAGACGACAAACGAGAGACACUAAAUAUCUGGAAUUAAAUGAAAACUUGAAAUAAGGAAUUAUCUUCGUUAAGAGACGCAGACGGGAGUUGUUUUCUGUUCCUCAAGGAUUUGUUCUACGCUGAAGACAAAGGAAAAAGAAGGAAGAGGAUAUUUGACUAAAUCUACCUUUUACCCAGUGAAUGUAAACUUUCAUCUUCUACCUCAGCCUCAGGAUUAUGGUGGCGUUUGCUCGCUCUGACCAUCUGAAGGACGAUCAAAAUGCUGAAAUGUAAAGUUGAUAGAUUUCUCUGCUGCCUGUGUUUCACCUCACUGCUGCUGCUCCAGGAUGUGAUCAGAGCAGCUCCCACAGACGACCAGUCUCCAUGUAACAUCUCUGUAUCUGAACCAGUGUCCAGCCUGGACUCCAUAUCACUGACUGUUAACACAUCUGGAUGGAACUGCUCCUUCCUCCUGACGUCUCCUGACGCCGGAGGAGACCCCGGCGAGUGUCGAAGGAGAGAACACGAGCAGUUACAGACUAAUGACACUGGUGGACGAGGAGAAGCGGAGGACAAGGUGGAGGAGGUGGGAUCUAACUAUCUGGGGACCAAUCAGCUCGCAGAUGGUGGGAACGAGACCGUGGAAGAUGUUUUCACCUGUGUGAUGGAUCACCUGGAGCCUGGGACGGCCUAUCAGCUGCAGGUUCGCUCCCAGAGAGACGAGCAUACGGCAAACGUCACGGUGCACACGAGGCCGUCAGCGGUCAGCGGCCUGGCAGUGACCUCCACGACCUGCAGCAGCCUGGGCCUCUCCUGGCAGGCCGGCCCCGGCAGGACGCAGCGCUUCAGGCUGCAGCUGUGGGACCGAGCUCCGGGUCCCGAUCGCUCAGGGCUGAUGAAGAACGAGACGUUGGAGAGCACGACGACACAACACACGCUCGUUGGCCUGACGCCGGGACGACUGUACAACGUUACCGUGGUAACCGAGGCUGGAGAUCUGCAGAGCAGCCGGACGAUCGAGGCCCAGACAGCUCCUGCUCCCGUGUCCAACAUCACCAGCGACUUCCACAACAGCACAAGCUUUUUGUUGUCAUGGCAACAGCCCACAGGCGACCUGGAGGCUGUCGUGGUCACCCUCUCGACCAAUGGCACGAGACUCUGGGAGACGACGCUUCCACCAAACGCCACAGAGGUCGCCAUAGACCAGCUGACUCCAGGCUCGACCUAUCAGGUCACAGCUGUGUCCAGGAGUGGUGAGCUGACGAGCCAAUCAGAAAUCAGCAUCAGCACAGCUCAGGCAGCGGCGUCCUUCCUCUCCCUGUCUCCCUCCUCUUCCUCCACGGGCCUCGUCCUGUGUUGGACGCCCCCUCAUGGCCACUGGCAGAGUUACAGGCUGUUCCUGUUCGACAGCCUCCAGCAGUUAGUCGACACCCGUGUGGACAGAGAGGCAGUGAAGUUCAUCUUCCCUGGGACGGAUCUAACACCUGGGAGGACGUACAGAGCUGUGCUGAGGGUGGAGGGGGGGGGACUGUCGGCUGAGAGCAGCUGUGAAGGAACAACAGCUCCGGCUGCCGUGGUCAAUCUUCAUAUUCAACACUCGGACGAGACCUCGCUCAGCGCCAUGUGGAGCCACGCCCCUUCCGGGUCACGUGACAGCUACUUCCUCACUAUUCGCCAUGAUAACGUCACCGUGGAUACCAGAGAGGUGGAGCCUAACAUGAGGGAGUGCACGUUCAACGUGCUCACACCUGGGAGACGGUACUCCAUCACCGUGGCAACCAGGAGCGUGAACCUGAACACGUCUGUGUCUGUAGAGGGAAGCACAGUUCCCAUGGCGUUGGGUACCAUCACUCUGAGUAGCUCAGGAGUCGACAGCCUCCAGGCAUCAUGGGAAAAGCCACCAGGCGACGUGGACUCGUACACACUGACCCUGCUGCACGACAGUGUUGUGGUGCAGAACCUCAGUGUUUCCGUCACGUCCUCCUCUCUGCUGCUGACUGGGUUGAUGCCCGGCGCCCUCUACAGGCUGCAGGCUGCUGCUGUCAGCGAGGGACUGACGUCUAAACUCACCAGUCUGGAGGGACGCACAUCCCCAUCAUCCGUCACCGAGGUAACCGUUGCUAACGGCGGCAGGUCUGACACUCUGCAGGUGUCAUGGCGUCUGGCGCUGGGCAUGGUGGACAGUUACCUGGUCCAUCUUCAGGACGGGAGGAGAACCGUCCACACGCUCGCCGUGUCGCGCUCCUCGCCGCCCGAGUGCUCCUUCAGCUCGCUGGUUGCCGGGCGACUGUACACGGUGGACAUCAUAACGAGGAGCGGCGGCCUGCAGAACGCCACCAUGGUUAAAGCACGAACACAACCUGCGACUGUUCAGAACCCGACAGCUGUUCACUCUGCAAGAGACGAUUUCCUCAAGGUGUACUGGCGUCACGCAGCAGGAGAUCUGGAUCGCUACGUGGUUCUGAUCCGGUACAACCACAGCGUCCUGCAGAACAAGAGCGUCUCCGCCGGACACAACGAGUGCGUCUUCUCGUCCCUGACGCCGGGGAGACUCUACACCGUCACCGUGGAAACCUGGAGCGGGAGCUACGUCAGCAGCGUCUCCACUGACGGACGAACCUUUCCAGCAGCUGUUGGAAAUCUGUCGCUAGGCGACGCGGGAACAGGUGAUCUGACUGUCACCUGGAGCCCCGCCCCCGGAGACGUGGACCAUUAUGAGGUCACUCUGCUCUUCAAUGACACCCGGGUUUUCCCUCCGGUGACGUUGGGCAGUGACGUGCGGCGCCACCAGCUGACCUCUCUGACCCCCGGGCGUCUCUAUAAGAUGGUGGUGUCCACGUUCAGCGGACCGAACCAGAGAGCCCAGUUCAUCGAGGGACGGACAGUUCCCAGUCCGGUGGGAAACCUCCACUUGACUCCUCGCCCUGGACUGAAGGACUCUGUCGGGGGACUCCUGGUCUCCUGGACUCCCGGAGACGGAGACAUGGACAUGUACAUCGUCUCCCUGUCAACUACGGAUGGCGUCCUUAUGGAGACGCGUCCCGUCCCCAAACACGUCACCUCGCUGGACUUCCUGGACCUGGUCCCAGGCCACGCCUACACCAUCACCAUCCAAUCACUGAGCGGGAAGUUGAGCAACACCAAGUCAGCCUCUGGCAGGACGGCUCCAGCCAGUGUCACGGCCCUGCAGGCGGACAACGACCACACCACCCACAGCCUCACCGUCACCUGGGAGAGGCCGGUGGGCGUGUACGACGGCUACAGCCUGCAGCUACUGGACGAGGCCGGCGUCGUCGUGGCCAACCGGUCGGUGCCUGUGGCGAGUCGAAGCGAGCGGCUGGAGGGUCUGACCUCAGGGAGGCGCUAUGGCGUGAGGCUGGUGACGCUGAGCGGCGGCGUCCCGUCUCUGGAGGCCACAGCAGAGGGACAAACACGUCCGGCUGCCGUCAGUAAUCUGACCGUCACCUCGGCCAACACCUCCUCGCUCUCCUUCACCUGGCGUCCCUCAGACGGACACGUGGAAAUCUACGACCUGUCUCUGUACAGCGUCCCGGAGGCAACAGCCAAUCACAGACAGGAUGCUGCAGGGAGACGGAAGGGGAAUACUCAGGGUGCCGGUGAACUGGUGGACCUGCAGAAAGUCGGCUCGGCUGCAGACAGCUGUGUUUUCUCUGGACUCGCAGCAGGAAGUUUGUACCGACUGCAGGUGGUGAGCUGGAGCAGAACAAUGAGCAGCGACUCGUCUGUACUCGCCAGAACUGUCCCGUCCCAGGUUUCAUCUCUCCAGGUUCAGAGCUCAAGACGGACGGACAGACUGACGGUCAGCUGGCAGCACGCUGAGGGAAGCUGGAGCAGCUUCCAGGUCGUCCUGUACGAUGUCUCCGGAGCCACUCUGGGUGCUCAGACGCUGGGGGCGGAGCACACGAGUCACAUGUUCCCAGGGCUGAUCCCUGGUAGGCUGUACCGCGCUGAGGUCAUCACGCACAGCGGGGAACUGACCAAUAACGUCUCAGCCUUUGGACGCACGUCUCCACUGCCACCCGACCACCUGUCCGUCAAACAAGGCGCGACCAAUGAGACUGUAGAGCUGUCGUGGUUUGGUCCCGCCUCUGGGGACUACGAUAACUUCAGCCUUCAGUGGACUCCUCCCGAUCACCUGUCAAUCACACACACCCACCUGACGGGGUGCGUGGUGGGCGGGAUGUUUCCAGGGCGACAGUACAACUUCACCGUGACGACCGUGAGCGGGGGCGGGGCCAGGGGCGGGCUCACAGCCAGGAGCCAGCCUAUCCAGAGGAGCGUCAGAACAAGUCCAUAUCCUCUCAGGUCCAUCCACUGCUUCCCUCUCUCGUCCUCCUCGCUCUCCUGCUCCUGGUCACCUCCUCUCUCUGACUUCGACUCCUACGAGGUCGAGUGUCGUUGUCAGGACAACGGGGAGCUGACCUCGGCUCUGAGGCUGGAUGAGGGCGUCACCGCGGUAACGCUGGACCACCUGGAGGCGUACAGGAAGUACUCAGUGACGGUCAGAGUGUCGUCAGCCGCACACACGAGUCUGCCAGUAACACACACCACUGUCACCAUGAUAGACCGUCCUCCAGUCCCGCCCCCCAGCGUGCGUGUCGGCGAGAGAUCGAAGGUCACGUCGUCCUCCAUCUUGUUUCGCUUCAACUGCUCCUGGUUCAGCGACGCCAACGGAGCCGUCCGAUACUUCGCUGUGGUCGUCGCCGAGUCUGACGCCCCCGAGCUCCUGCAGCCGGAGCAGCGCCACCCUCUGCCCUCGUACCGCGACUACACCAGCAACUCAUCCGUCAGAGCCUAUCAGACCGCCUACUUCCCCAGCCGCUGCCCGCAGGAUGCAGAGACCUCUGCUGGACAGGUGGUGGAGAUAAACCUGGGGGCGGGGGGGGACCGACUGGGCGGGGCCUGUGACCAUUACCAUGACGACGACCUCUACCUGAGUGACAGCUACGGUGGCUUCUGUGACGGACCGCUGAAAGCAAAAACAUCCUACAGGCUGAGUGUUCGAGCCUUCACGAAACUGUUUGAUGAAAACCACAGCGAGUUUCCUGAGCCGCUCUUCACAGACACCUACCUGUCGACGCCGCUCAGGACGCACGCAGAGCCUCUAGGUGGUGUGGUGGAGGGUUUGAGUGCUGGGAUGUUUCUGAUCGGGAUGAUGGUGGCCGUCGUCUCUCUGCUGGUUUACAGACAGCGGCUGCGCAAAGUGGCUGUGCAGGAGAACCCGGUGGUGAGGAUGAGCAUGUGGAAAGAGGUUCCAGCUGCAGGCAUGUAUAUGGGAGUCAGGAGCAAUCGUCGAGUCACCAGUCCCGUCAAGGCCUGCCACUUCGAGUCUCAUCUCACCAAGCUCCAGGCCGACUCCAACUACCUGCUGUCUGAGGAGUUCGAGGAUCUGAAGGAUGUGGGUCGGAACCAAACCAUGGACGUGGCCCGGCUGCCAGAGAACAGAGGAAAGAACCGAUACAACAACAUCCUGCCAUAUGAUUCUACCAGAGUAAAGUUGUCGUACCUGGAGGACGACCCCUGCUCCGACUACAUCAACGCCAGCUACAUACCUGGUAACAACUACCGCAGGGAGUACAUCGCCACUCAGGGCCCGCUGCCCGGCACCAAAGAUGACUUCUGGCGGAUGGUGUGGGAGCAUGGCGUCUACAACGUUGUCAUGGUGACGCAGUGUGUGGAGAAAGGACGAGUGAAGUGUGAUCAGUACUGGCCGGAAGACAGAGAACCUCUGUACUACGGCGAGCUGGUCAUUCAGAUGCUGUCGGAGUCCGUGCUGCCGGAGUGGACCAUCAGAGAGUUCAAGAUCACCUCGGAGAGCAGUUACCCUCGGGUGCUGCGUCACUUCCACUACACGGUGUGGCCCGACCACGGCGUCCCGGAGAGCACCCAGUCCCUGAUCCAGUUCGUCAGGACGGUCCGGGACUACGUGGACCGGUCGCCCAGCAGCGGAGCCACCGUCGUGCACUGCAGUGCUGGUGUUGGACGCACUGGGACCUUCAUCGCACUGGACCGGGCUCUGCAGCAGCUGGACUCUAAAGGAACCAUCGACCUGUACGGCUGCGUGUUCGACCUCCGGCUGCACCGUCAGCACAUGGUCCAAACCGAGUGCCAGUAUUCCUUCCUGCACCAGUGUGUACGGGACGUCCUGAGAGCCAGGAAGCUCCGCAGCGAGCAGGAGAACCCUCUGUACCCCAUCUACGAGAACUUCAACCCCGAGUACUGUCGCGAUUUCAUGUACACUGGACGUUAAGCUGUUGGAGAGAAGAAACGUUUCUGUUCAUCCGGCUGAAGAAAUCAAAAUGAUCUGAAUUAGAAGAAAACAUGAGAAACACAAAACGGGGAAAAACCUCCUUCGUUUGAAUAAAACGUAGGAACAUUUAUGAUGUGAUGUCGGUCGACAUUUUAAAUUAACUUCAAACUGGUGAUUUCAGAUUUGACCGUAAACACUCGAAGUUUAAAAAACAGUUGGAGAUUUAUUUAAACAUUAAUUUGGUCCAUAUUUGUUUCAAUCUUUGAAUAUUUGUUUUAUCAAAAAUAACAAAAGACUAAACCUAAAUAAUCCAAGUAUUUUAUAUUAUUUCAACCGGCUGUCAGAACCCAAAUCUUUUGGUUGUACUCAGGUCUUUGGGUUUUAAAUAUGAUUAUUAAAAACAUGUAUUUUUCCAAUCUGCUGUCAGCUCACCAGCUAAUUUUAAUAUUGAGUGAUCACAGGGAAGGAAAGAGCCAUCGUCUGUCGUCACUGAUGUUCUCACAUACCGAGACUUAUAAGCUGUUUAUUUAAAAGGUUUCACAUAUUGCUGUAUGUAAAUACUGGUGUAAUACUCUUUUAUACAAUAAUGAAUAUAAACCAUGUUUGAUAUUUUAAUUGUGGGUGAAAGACAUUAUAAACUGUUCCUGUGUUCGUUGUAGUUACGGCUUUUUUUAAUUCUUCAACAAAAACCUGUUUGAAUAUAAUGCAGAAGUUUUAUGUGUUUCUACUUAUUGAGGUUAAGUUCCAAACUUACUGUUUAGAUUUUGGCUUGUAAAUUGUGUUAAGUCUCAAGUUGUGCACAUUAGAACCAGGGACACACAUAAAGAAAUGCUCCUUCACUUACGGAUGUGUGCUCAGUUUGAUAUUAAUCGCCGUAUUUAUUAAAAUAUCUCAAAUGUAUAAUCGGAUUGUUUUUUUCUUUUAUUUCAAAAGUAUUAGAAGUUCACAUUUAAAAUCUUUGGUAAGUUCUCAUUUCGUUGUAUUUGACUGUCGGUGUUUGAUUUGUGUUUGAAAAGAACAAUUGGUUUUGUUGGAUUUUUGAACAGGAUAUGGGGCUUUGCAAUAAUUAAUAUAAAAAGAAUUUUGAAAGUAAAAGUUAAUGAUUCCAGGUAAAAUGAACUUUGAGUCUAACAACACAGAAAACUGCUUCUUUAUCUAUAACUGGAAAACUGAGAGAAUGUAAAAGCACUUUUUAUAAAGUUGUCCCACUGCUGUUGGAUCAAUAUCAAAUUGAUGAUACAUUGAUAAUUAAAAAUUGAUGACAAAUAA